Molecule: messenger RNA, 1786 nt
Organism: Jatropha curcas
Lineage: Eukaryota; Viridiplantae; Streptophyta; Magnoliopsida; Malpighiales; Euphorbiaceae
Product: initiation factor 4F subunit (DUF1350)
Source: RefSeq, a predicted model, not a curated record
AAACUAGAUUCGUGGCAAAAUCAUAAGCAUUCGUUAAUUUCCAUUUAUUCCACUAAAAUCCACUUCUCUGAUACUUUUGCUGCAAUAAUUAAUUCCAACAUCCACCGCCACGUGCAGUUCUCUCACAGUCUACAGCCAGAGCCUUCUUCUUCUUCUUCUACAAAAAUCAGCGCUUGACACUAAUCAGUACUCACUGUUCAAAUUUCAAACACUAACAUUGAUUAUGGAAUUGGCAACCUCAGUUAGUUCAAUCUCUACAAACAAGCUUCCUCUAAUUAGCUCUUUCAAGUGCCGUCCAGUUCUCUCUCCAUGGAUUUCUACACACAGAAUUAAAAAGAGUUCGUUUACGAAACUGGUUUCAAAUGGGUAUGUCGGUAGAAGUAGCAGUAACAGCUUUACAUACAACGCUACUAACAACAAUAGGAACAAGAAAAUAUACACUAGCAUAGACUCAUGUUUAGCGAUUCCUCCACCUAAAGGUAAAAACACGCGUGCUAUUAUCAAGUUCUUGGGCGGUGCGUUCAUCGGAGCUGUCCCUGAAGUCACCUAUGGUUACCUAAUAGAGUUAUUGGCAAAGGAAGGGUUUCUUAUCAUUUUGGUGCCUUAUAAUGUGACAUUUGAUCAUGCUCAUGCUGCUAAUCAAGUUUAUGAGAGGUUUAACACUUGCUUGGAUUUAAUACUAACAUCAGGAUUGCCUGAUGCCGAUUUAACGGCUGCCCAGCUCGUUGGCCUUCCUAUUUUUUCAGUUGGUCAUAGCAAUGGUGCACUUCUCCAAGUUCUUACAGGAAGUUAUUUCUGUGACAAUAUACCAAAGGCUAAUGUCAUAAUCUCAUUCAACAACAGGCCUGCUACGGAGGCAGUUCCAUAUUUUGAGCAGUUUGGUCCACUCGUUAAUCAGAUGAUGCCAAUUGUGGAGGCAUCCCCAAUGUAUUCAAUGGCUAGGAGUGCCUCAGGAGAUGCAUGGAGAAUGCUAAUUGAUGCUGCUGGAGCAAUAAUACCAGAAAGUGAACAAGAAGCCCUUACCUCAUUGACCAAAUUUGUUGAUCAGUUGCCCUCGGUACUGAAUCAGGUCACACAGGGGGUGUCAGAGUUCAAGCCCAAACCUUCUGAAAAUCGUGAUUGCUGUAGGAACUCCUACAAUGUCCAACACACCCUACUGGUGAAGUUCAAUUCUGAUACAAUUGAUGAGACAGAUCUUCUUGAAGAGACCUUGAAGCCUCGUGUUGAAUCCAUAGGUGGGACAAUUGAAAAGGUCCAAUUAAGUGGCAACCAUCUCACACCAUGUGUACAGGAACCGAGAUGGCAAGUAGGUUAUGUGUAUACUCCCGCAGAUGCCAUUGCUCAAGUACUUAAGACUCUUGCAUUGAAUGAGACUAGAGCUCUCUCCAGAACCAUUGUCGACUGGUUCAGACGUUUUGAAGAUUAAAAUGAAACAAAUGAGUAACUGUAGAGUAAAGCAACUGGAAACUUUCAAAGAAAAAUUGCGACCCGCAAAAUAACAUUGCAGGAUUUCUCUCGUGGCAGUAAAGAAAAACAAACAAGAUAUAUCUGUUCUCAAUGUAUUUAUGUAAGUUCUCUGAUUUAAGCAGAAGCUGCCUGCACUUUUUCAAUGAGAUCUGCAGCGUCUUGAACAGUGACAAUGUUCUCAGCUCCCCCUUCUCCGAUCGAGACCCCAAAUUGUUCUUCCAAAGCCAUCAUUAUUUCCACCUGUGAUAUUUCAAUUGUAAGUUUUAUAUAAGUCUGUUCAGCUUCUAAUGUGAAAAUAUGUAAACCAUUUUUCUGCUUC